AUGAAGCCCACCCCACUCAUCCUCCUCCUCACCCUCGCCACCACCACCACAACCGCCAUCCCGGCCCCAGACCAGCCAGCCGCCGCGCUGCAGCAGCGCAACACGGACACGCCGCCCUCUGACGAUACCACCACCACCACCACCACCACCACCACCACCCCAUUCUUCUUCUCGGUUGACGACAACGCCAACGAUAGCGGUCUUGCCGCGCGGGCCAAGUCGCAGAAGUGGAACGCGUCCGGCGGGUGCAAGACCAACUGGGGCGGCCGGUGCCUUAAUACCUGCAAGAAGGAGGCCAAGAAGAAGGGGUACUCGUGCAAGAAGGUGGUGGAUCAUAUUUGGAAGUCGGAUUUCAACAACACCCAUCCCACGAGUGGCAGGCCCGGCCAGGAUAUUGCCAAAGCCGAUAGAUAUCACAGUGGUGAAACACCAGCUUCGAGACAUCCACGACCAUACCAAGGCAAAUCCGGCGCAGCACCUCCGGCUCGAGACCCUUGUCAUCGGUGGCCAGAUACAACUCCAUCACCUGCCCCCGUCCACGCCGCGAGCGGCUUUAGAUUUCCACCCUGCCAUCUUCUCGCCUAUCCCAGCCACCCGUUGGACAUAGCGCCGCCGCACCUCCUCGCCUAUAGCCGGCCAGGCCUUUGCGAGCGUCAGGUCCGGGACGCGGGAAUUGACUAG
Chaetomium globosum CBS 148.51 is the source of this 681-nucleotide messenger RNA. RefSeq lists its product as uncharacterized. Lineage: Eukaryota; Fungi; Ascomycota; Sordariomycetes; Sordariales; Chaetomiaceae. Bases 1 to 681 code for a protein of 226 amino acids. The record is from RefSeq and is a predicted model, not a curated record. The transcript has 2 exons.